AUGGGUGAAUUCUUGCUCAAGACCAAGAGCUCAUCGGAAGUGACGCACUUUUUCUUCAAACUGGUUGGCGUCUUUUUCAGUUUUCUGACCUGGACCUUCGGCAUAGGCUUAGCCAACAGCAGGUCCUGGCGUGUGUGGGAGUUUCACAGUGAGACUGUUCCCGUCAUGUUCCUCGGCCUCUGGGAAGCUUUCUAUUUUCAGAAGUUCAACAUCUCCGGCUCAGCGGUCGAGCUGCCGGUGCAGAGUUCCAUCAACGAGAGCUGGGUCAUCCCCGACGAGAUCAGGUACGGGCAGGACCUGAUGCUGCUGGCCAAUUUACUCAAGUCGGUCGUCCUGGUUUGCAGCUCACUGGCCAUCCUGGUCACCUGGGUCCGCGCCCCGUACCCGCAUUUCCUCCGCACGUGCUACAAUCUCUCCGCCUUCUUCCUCUGCCUCGGCUCUGGCUGUACGGUGGGCACAGUGAGCUGGAACGUCAUCGUGGAUUUCCACGGGGAAACCACCCUGGAGUUCCCGCUCAGCUUUCCUAUCGAUAAAGACGUCCUGAAAAAGAAGCACCUCUCCUACGUGCUACCGCUAGGGAUCCUGACCGGCUCCAUGUCCCUCAUGAGUGCCGGCAUCUUCCUCUACCAGACAGAUUAUUUGGUGAAGCUGAACCAAGUGAAACCCAUGAUGGAGGCCAAAUUAGUCAGCCUGGCGGUCACUGCAAGCCCAUCUUCGCUAACGGGACUUCCCAACGAGUGA
Molecule: messenger RNA, 741 nt
Organism: Tupaia belangeri chinensis (Chinese tree shrew)
Lineage: Eukaryota; Metazoa; Chordata; Mammalia; Scandentia; Tupaiidae
Exons: 2
Coding region: 1-741 (246 amino acids)
Cellular component (GO): bicellular tight junction
Molecular function (GO): structural molecule activity
Source: RefSeq, a predicted model, not a curated record